Messenger RNA from Coregonus clupeaformis (lake whitefish), 8139 nucleotides. Its product is annotated as polycystic kidney disease protein 1-like 2. The record is from RefSeq and is a predicted model, not a curated record. Gene Ontology annotation, biological process: detection of mechanical stimulus. NCBI's taxonomy places the organism in Eukaryota, Metazoa, Chordata, Actinopteri, Salmoniformes, Salmonidae. Gene Ontology annotation, cellular component: membrane. Gene Ontology annotation, molecular function: calcium ion binding; protein binding; calcium channel activity.
GUUUGUACACAAGGAUUAUGUGUCCAUUGGAACUUCACAAAGCAAGGGCAGUCAGCCAUAACAGGUCAUUCUGUAAUGUCAGUCCCCUUUAAAGACAGCAUGUCACCAGGCUGCCUGUAACAGUGCACAGGUGAAGGGGUGAAGAUUGACAGCACUAAUCUCUCUGUGUUGCUCUUGAUGGCUCUGCUUUUAAGCCUGUCUUGUGCUGAGGAUGAGAUAGCAGCUUUAUCCUGCCCAGAGUACCAAGAGGGCUUUGACGGCUCCUGUUAUGAGUUUGUGGGUCUACAGCAUUCCUUCAUCAGUGCACAGGGUUGGUGUGAGUGGGGUGGCAGACACCUGGCCUUCAUUCUAAAUAUCGAUACACAGCAGUUCCUACAGAGGCACCUGCAGCCGGAGCAGGACUGGUGGCUAGGUCUGGCACCUGCCUCCCCGAACCUAACACUGGACUCUGCUGUUGCUGAAGGUCCUCUCUCCUGGCUUGAUGGCUCUGAUGUCAGCUACUCUAACUGGGUGAACGACCCUGGUCCAGGGGCUGGCUGUGGUCACAUACUGAGGAGCUCAGGGUUUCAGUGGGAGGCAACAAGCAACUGUAGCCAGGAGCUACACUUCAUCUGCCAAUUUGGUCAGAAAAACAUUAUCAUUCAGGAGCCCAUCGGGGGAGUUUGGUGUACGACUGUGACCUACAAAAUCCACAGUGGUGAGAUUUUGGUGGCCAAUUCAUCAGCAAUCAGAGGAAUCGUCCCCCACAACAUCACAGUGGGACCAGAGGUGGAGCAACAGCUGGGCUCUGGCUGCCAUCAGCUGACCCUGCAUGCCUCUAACGGGGUCUCGGUCUUGGGUGUGUCCACUGAGCUGCAGGUGUGUCUGCUGGAGCCUGUGGAGGGCCUCCUGGGAUCAGUGAUGGCUGAGGAGGGAGAGUGUCCAGACUCAGACCUUUAUGUUAGAGUCUCCCUGGAUCGGGGAGCCCCGGUGCAGCUUCUCUUCCAGGUGUCUGGAGCCAACGACAGCAUCUCUGAGACCAGAGACAUGCAAAACAGCAGCAUGCAGGGUGCCCUGCAAAACUGUUACAGCGACGCAGGGAAAAAGCCACUUAAGGAGAGAAAAGAUCAGGACGGUCAGAAAGAGUACAAAGUGUGGCCAGCCAAGUCCUGUACUCCAGUGCAGGAGCUCCAAUCUGCAGUGGCAGACACAGUAGCUAAUCUAGGGCAGCAGGGGAUGCUCUCAGGAGAGACCCUUGGACAGAUGUUCAAGUCUGUGUCGGACAUGCUGAAUAAGGAUUCCAGUGAGGAAAAUAAUAACAGGAUGAAGCUGCGAGAACAGAUGCUGAUGAAUAUAACUGAAGCACUGGAGAACAACUCCAGCAGCACUCCUCAGAAUGUGCAGCUGACGGCCAGAGCUGUGGCAGGACUCACCAUGCGGGGUGAUGAGCUUAGUCCCAAUGCUCAGCUAGAAGCUAGCUUCCUGGUGGCAAACCUCAGCUCUUCCCUCCUCUCCAUGAAUGUCAGUGAGCAUGGUGGAGAAGAGGAGAUGGUGAAGGCAGCUACACCAAUUGUGGAGGCAGUCAGCAAUAUUCUGGAUGUUUCCUCAAAUUGCACAGGUGAAGGGGUGAAGAUUGACAGCACUAAUCUCUCUGUGUUGCUCUUGAUGGCUCUGCUUUUAAGCCUGUCUUGUGCUGAGGAUGAGAUAGCAGCUUUAUCCUGCCCAGAGUACCAAGAGGGCUUUGACGGCUCCUGUUAUGAGUUUGUGGGUCUACAGCAUUCCUUCAUCAGUGCACAGGGUUGGUGUGAGCGGGGUGGCAGACACCUGGCCUUCAUUCUAAAUAUCGAUACACAGCAGUUCCUACAGAGGCACCUGCAGCCGGAGCAGGACUGGUGGCUAGGUCUGGCACCUGCCUCCCCGAACCUAACACUGGACUCUGCUGUUGCUGAAGGUCCUCUCUCCUGGCUUGAUGGCUCUGAUGUCAGCUACUCUAACUGGGUGAACGACCCUGGUCCAGGGGCUGGCUGUGGUCACAUACUGAGGAGCUCAGGGUUUCAGUGGGAGGCAACAAGCAACUGUAGCCAGGAGCUACACUUCAUCUGCCAAUUUGGUCAGAAAAACAUUAUCAUUCAGGAGCCCAUCGGGGAGUUUGGUGUCAUCAAAUGCUAUAGCAUGAACCUCCCAACAGAUGGCGCAAACUGCAAGGCCCUGUACGGAAGCCCCCUUCAAAUCCAGGUUGAAGUAGAAGCAGGUACGACUGUGACCUACAAAAUCCACAGUGGUGAGAUUUUGGUGGCCAAUUCAUCAGCAAUCAGAGGAAUCGUCCCCCACAACAUCACAGUGGGACCAGAGGUGGAGCAACAGCUGGGCUCUGGCUGCCAUCAGCUGACCCUGCAUGCCUCUAACGGGGUCUCGGUCUUGGGUGUGUCCACUGAGCUGCAGGUGUGUCUGCUGGAGCCUGUGGAGGGCCUCCUGGGAUCAGUGAUGGCUGAGGAGGGAGAGUGUCCAGACUCAGACCUUUAUGUUAGAGUCUCCCUGGAUCGGGGAGCCCCGGUGCAGCUUCUCUUCCAGGUGUCUGGAGCCAACGACAGCAUCUCUGAGACCAGAGACAUGCAAAACAGCAGCAUGCAGGUUUACAAUAUCUCAACCACUAUCCAAGGAUAUUUGCAAGUGAAAGACAGGGCCUGGAAUGUCUUCUCACACAUGGAUGUGGAUGUGGGGAACACAACAGCAAUUUGUCACUACAGUUCAGACCUCAGGCGGGAUGACUAUGUAAACGCAACAGAAAAGCAUAUGAGAGUUUGCGGAGCUUAUAACUUGAGAAUCACUGCCAUUCCAGAAGCUGCCAGUCAAGACACUGAAAGCGUCAAACUUGAGGUAACUGGCUUAGGAGGACUAUCUAAUGGAAUGCAGAGCAAAUUUGAAUGGGAAUGCAAAGAAGACUGUAAGGGGAAGGGGAAAUGCAAUGAUAAAACAACGGACAAGACUCGUUUGAUUGUAAAAGAUUGUCUUCCAAACCCAUUUGAGUUCUUUGAAUACACUUUUUCUGUGAAGAGAAGGGGUGCCCUGCAAAACUGUUACAGCGACGCAGGGAAAAAGCCACUUAAGGAGAGAAAAGAUCAGGACGGUCAGAAAGAGUACAAAGUCAGCAAAAAUUAUCUGAAAGAAGCUUCCGGUGGGUUUCAGAAUCUCAAUGUGAUAGUUUAUGUCCCCCCUUCAUGUAGUAUUUUCUCUCUAAAUGGCACCGUUCUGGAUCCUUUCACUAUCACCUGUACAACGCCUACAUCCUGCUCAGACGGCUGCCAAUAUUGUUUUAAAACUGACCAAGGUAAACAUCUGCGCUGCAGUUCUGUAAAUAAAGUAACGUUAAUCUUCCUACCUCUUGGGGAGAUAAGCAGCAACUACAAGCUCUCGGUAGUGGUGACUGUUACAGAAUUUAACACAAAGACCCGUGGAAGUACCACAUUCACCACUCAGGUGUGGCCAGCCAAGUCCUGUACUCCAGUGCAGGAGCUCCAAUCUGCAGUGGCAGACACAGUAGCUAAUCUAGGGCAGCAGGGGAUGCUCUCAGGAGAGACCCUUGGACAGAUGUUCAAGUCUGUGUCGGACAUGCUGAAUAAGGAUUCCAGUGAGGAAAAUAAUAACAGGAUGAAGCUGCGAGAACAGAUGCUGAUGAAUAUAACUGAAGCACUGGAGAACAACUCCAGCAGCACUCCUCAGAAUGUGCAGCUGACGGCCAGAGCUGUGGCAGGACUCACCAUGCGGGGUGAUGAGCUUAGUCCCAAUGCUCAGCUAGAAGCUAGCUUCCUGGUGGCAAACCUCAGCUCUUCCCUCCUCUCCAUGAAUGUCAGUGAGCAUGGUGGAGAAGAGGAGAUGGUGAAGGCAGCUACACCAAUUGUGGAGGCAGUCAGCAAUAUUCUGGAUGUUUCCUCAAAUAGAGAAGUCUCUGAUUUACUUCUCAAGGGCAUGGACAAUGUGCAGAGUGCACUGUUGAAUGGGAAGAAGGUUGAUGAAGCUCCUGUGAUUGUCAACAGCUCUCAGAUCACUGUGUUUGUGAACAGAGUGUCAACAGAAACUAUCCAGAUGCAGUCUAUAAGCAACCCAAUAAGCUCCUCUGCAAGCUUUUCCUUCCCUCACCUGGGUGCUGAUGUCCUUUCUCCAGAGGAACCAGUGGAUGUGCGAAUGCUGAGUUUGAAGAAGAACCCAUUUUCAUGGAGCGAGGAGAACAAUAUUACUGGCACUGUAGGGUCUGUCUCCCUGACCAGAGGAAAUGGUUCUGUCAUCCCCAUAGAGAACCUAUCUGAGGAGAUUGAGAUAUUCUUGCCAAGGCCUGAAGGAGGGCAAGCAAACAGCACAAUAAUGUACUUGGGAAACUACAGCACACUGAAGAUCGACGGCCCUUCACCUAAUGUAACACUGGUGCUGAAGAUAAAGUAAUCGAAGGACAUAACCUUUCAACUGUUGUUGGGGUACAAAGACUACCCAAACGAUAAGCAAUACAUAGCCAAGACUCAGAUGCCUCACCAGAGCAACACACAAGAGGAGAAAUACAACUGUCCCAAUGAUUUGACAGGAAAGGUUGGGAAGCACUACCUUGUGGUGAGGCCCAUUGUAGAAGCAGGGGUUAAAUCUGUCAAUGCCACUGUGACUGUCACCUCCAUUGCUGCUCAGUGCAAAUAUUGGAAUGAAACCAAAUCCACCUGGAGUGAAGAUGGCUGCAGGGUUGGUCCUUUAACCACGCCAUUGGCCACCCAGUGCUUAUGUACGCACUUGACCUUCUUCGGGAACUCUUUCUUUGUCAUGCCCAACCUCGUAGACGUGUCACGUACGGCUGAGCUCUUUGCCACCUUCGCCAAAAAUCCUGUGGUGGUGUGCUUUAUUGGUUCCAUCUUUGUUACUUACGUAUUGGUGGUCAUAUGGGCACGCAGGAAGGACAUCCAGGACACAACCAAGGUGAAGGUGACAGUUCUGGAAGAUAAUGACCCCUUGGCUGAAUACCGUUACAUGCUGAAUAUCAGCACUGGGCAUCGGCAUGGUGCUUCCACCUCCUCUCAGGUUACUGUGACUCUGCUGGGCACGGAGGGAGAGAGUGAGCCACACCACCUCACUGACCCUGACAAGCCUGUGUUUGAGAGGGGUGCAGUGGAUACGUUCCUGUUGACCACACCCUUCUCCCUGGGGGAGCUGCAGAGCAUCAGGCUGUGGCACGACAACUCAGGGGGGCACCCUGCCUGGUACAUAAAAAAAGUUAUAGUGAAAGAUGUAGAGACAGGACAGAAGUGGCACUUCCUGUGUAAAUCAUGGCUGGCCAUAGAUAUGAGUGAGUGCACUGUGGAUAAGGUUUUCCCUGUAGCCACGGAGAUGGAUUUGAAGAAAUUCAGUAAUCUGUUCUUCAUGAGGACAGCAAAGGAUUUCUGUGAUGGCCACAUCUGGUUUUCUGUGAUCAGCCGGCCUCCAACGAGAACCUUCACAUGUGUCCAGAGAGUCUCCUGCUGUUUCUCUCUGCUGCUCUGCACCAUGCUGACCAGCAUCAUAUUCUGGGGCAUCCCUACCGACCCCUCUGAGCAGACCAUGGACCUGGGUCAUAUCGAGUUCACCUGGCAGCAGCUGAUGAUUGGAGUUCAAAGUUCAAUCAUAACGUUUCCAAUUAAUCUCCUCAUUGUGAGUAUCUUCAGAAACACCCGCCCCCGAGAAACGAAGCCUGGAAAGCCCAAGGCAGAGGUGUCCAAGCAGGGGAAGACUGGCAGAGUGUCUCCCUCACAGCCCCCCUCCCCACAGAGGGAGAGAGAACUCAUGCCAGACACAGUAAUCAAGUACAUAAAGAAUAUUGCCCAGUCACUCUCCAAGGCUAUGAAGAGCCCCAUUCCACGCCUGGAGUUAGAGAUGAAGCCUGGACAACAGACUGAUAUCAACACUCUGCUCUCUCUGGUGGAGGAUAUCAUCCGGCAACAGAACCGAGACGGUGGGGAGUUCUACACUGAUGCCUCCAAGAAAGAGGGAUCACUCAUUCUCUCACUAGGGGCAGUCAAUCUAGACCAGCCUAUUGAAGGGUGGUGGUCAAGCCCGGAGCCGGAACCCAGCCUGGGAGGGGACCAGCUGGCUCGAAGCCCAGGCCAAGCAGAGAGCAGUGAUGGGGACAGUGGCAGUAAAAAGUGCUGUCAAGGCGGGCUUCCCUGGUGGUUUGUGUUUAUUGGCUGGAUUCUGGUGUUAGCCACCAGCGGAGUAUCAGGAUAAUUCACCAUGAUUUAUGGGCUGACCUAUGGGAAGGACCGCUAUAGCUGGCUCAUCUCCAUGGCCGUGUCUUUCUUUCAAAGCCUCCUGAUCAUUCAGCCGCUGAAGGUGCUAGGUUUUGCAGCCUUCUUUACUCUCGUUCUGAAGAAAGUUGAUCAGGAGGAGUAUGGGGAACCAAAAAUCGAGGGGGCACUCAGAAACCCAGAUGACCCUGAUGCAGUGUGGGCUGUCAGAAGGGAUAGCACAUGCAGCUUCUACCAGCCCCCUCCUCCCAUAGACAUCGAGAGGAUGAGGAACAACAUCAUCAAGGAGCAGAAGGUCUUCGCCCUCAUCAAAGAGAUUCUCACCUACAUGGGAUUCAUGUGGAUGUUGCUCCUGGUGGCGUAUGGUCAGAGGGACCCUAACGCUUACUUCCUGACUCAGCACAUUCGGCAGAGCUUCAGCCAAGGGAUCUCAGACAGCAUGAGCCACGGAAAUGUGUUCACCUGGGCAAAUACCUCUCUUCUCAGCAACCUCUUCGGAGAGUACCCAGGUUUCAUCACAGAUGGGAACUCCAAACUGGUUGGUAAUGCCCGUCUUCGCCAGGUGAGGGUGCAGAAGAACUCCUGCCGCAUCGCCCGCUCCAUGCGCCAGUCUGUUCCUGACUGUCAUGCUCCAUACUCAUGGGAGGUGGAGGACAUGGGCUCCUAUGGGCCAGGCUGGAACCGCUCGGGGAGUGAAAACACCUCAAAGACCCUCCGCAGCCCCUGGCAAUACCAAACCCAGGCCCGACUCAGAGCCCAACCCAUCUGGGGUCGUGUGGUUCUCUACAGGGGAGGGUGGUUUGUGGUGGACCUGGGCCCUGACUCACAGAAUGCUAGCAGUACCCUUCAGUAUCUGUUUGACAACACCUGGCUUGAUAUGUUCACCCGGGCAGUCUUUGUAGAGUUCACCGUGUACAAUGCCAAUGCCAACCUCUUCUGCAUUGUCACACUCAUGCUGGAGACCACAGCUGUAGGAGCGUUCCAGUUUCGCAGUGAGCUGCAGAGUGUCCGACUGUACCAGUCCACCGGUGGACUCCACACCUUUGUCAUGGCCUCUGAGGUCAUCUAUUUCCUCUUUAUCCUCUACUACAUGUUUGUUCAGGGAAAGCUGAUGAAGCAGCAGAAGUGGGCUUACUUCAAGACAAAGUGGAACCUGCUGGAUCUGGCCAUCAUCCUCCUGAGCUGGAGCGCAUUGUCUGUCUUCAUCAAGAGGACCCUGUUAGGGAACCGGGACAUGGAGUACUACCACAACCAUAAAGACCAGUUUGUCAGUUUCCGUGAGACAGCCAUAGCAGAUGCAGUGCUGGGGUAUCUGAUCGCAUUCCUGGUGCUACUGGCUACAGUCAAACUGUGGCACCUGAUGAGGUUCAACCCCAAGCUACACAUGAUCACAGCCACACUGCAACGGGCCUGGACUGACAUAUCAGGCUUCCUCGUGGUCAUCACCAUUAUGUUCCUGGCCUAUUCUAUUACUUCUAAUCUGAUGUAUGGCUGGAAGCUGUACUCAUAUAGGACUUUCCUGGAUUCUGCUCUGACCAUGGUCAGCAUGCAACUGGGCAUCUUUAACUAUGACGAGGUUCUUGAUUACAACCCGGUGCUUGGUGCAUUCCUCAUCGGCUCCUGCAUUAUAUUCAUGACCUUUGUGGUUCUGAACCUGUUCAUCUCUGUCAUCAUGGUGGCGUUCACUCAAGAGAAAAUACAUCACAAGCCCUCAGAGGAGGAGGAGAUAGUGGAUCUGAUGCUGAUGAAGCUCUGCAACUUGUUUGGGAUCAAAUGUAAGAAUGAGAAAGAAGAAAGUAACAGUCUCAAGGUGAAUGCCAACAAUGCCUCUGUUACUAAAAAAGAAGCCUCCACUAUAUCCUCAUAGAUGCUUAAUUCUCAGUAAAGAUCUGCCACUCUGUAUGAA